GUCUUUGGGCCGUAAGUCCCAGUCAGCGGUGGUAAUCACCUGUACGAUCUGAGCUCGUCAGCAUUCCGAUAGCCCUCGCUGGUUUCUUUCUAGCGCGAGGUGGUGUUAAAGUGGGAGUGUGUCACCCACGGACGCGAGUUAGCUCCUCGGAUCCCAAGUCGGACGAUUCCUCCACCUUCCAGAUACCGUUGCGUGCAAGACUCACGCCGUUGACGGUCGGACAUAAAGCUCUUUCACAGCUCUUCAUCGUACCACCACCAUGUCGACUCGAAUCCCCUCGGCGAACGAGCCUACGCGAUCCUCUGACGACGUGGAGAAGAAGGAUGCUGUUGCCCUCACGGAGUCUCUUUCGCGGGACCCAUAUCCUCAUGCGUACGCCGAAGAGGACCUCUUUGAAGAGGGAGCCGUGGACGCUGUCUAUCAAGCGAAGGCACGCGUACUGAACGCUGCUGUGCGGGAGAUUGGAAUGGGAAGAUACCAGUGGUAUCUCUUUGUGGUUGCUGGUUUCGGCUGGUUCUCGUACGUCGCGGUUGUCGGACUACUCUUCUGGUCUCUUGUGGCAGGUCUCAUACUCAAUCCUGUCAUCGCAGAAUUCCAAGUCGACAGCCAAUGGUUGUCCUUGGCAUUGAAUAUUGGUCUAUUCGCCGGUGCGGUGUUCUGGGCUUUGGGGUGUGAUAUUUGGGGGCGUAGGUGGCCAUUCAACUUCACGUUGUUCAUCGCCGGUGUAUUCGGUCUGGCAGCCGGAGGCGCUCCCAACUUCGUCACCUUAGCCUCCUUGUUUGCUGUCGUAGGGUUUGGCGUGGGCGGUAACAUGCCCGUCGACUCUGCUGUGUUCCUCGACUUCGUGCCGGGAAGCCACCAGUACCUACUGACUAUCCUAUCCAUUUGGUGGGCAAUUGGCCAGUUGGUUGCGAGCUUGAUCGCCUGGCCGCUUAUUUCCAACAUAUCAUGCCCCGAGACUGCAACGACCUGCACCAAGUCCGAGAACAUGGGAUGGCGGUAUCUCCUCCCGCGGUAUCUCGUCGGUCGCGGUCGCGACGCCGACGCCGUUGCCGUCAUUCACAGAAUCGCUGCCUAUAACGGGCGCUCGUCUAGCUUGACCGUGGAGCAGCUCGCGGCGGCCGGAGAGCGCGCUGUGGAGGCGAACAAGGCUGCUGCAGGUGCAGCUGGCCUGCCCACACUAUUGAGCGGAACCUCAGUAUGGACGACGUACCACAUCAGGAGCUUGUUCAAGACCGCGAAGCUUGCAUGGUCAACUAGUCUGUUGAUUGUAAUUUGGGGCAUUAUCGGUCUUGCGUCCACGUUGUACAACAGCUUCCUGCCUACAUGUACUCUCGCACACCGCGACGCCAAUUACGGAGACAGUUCAUACUACACGACCUACCGUCAAGACGCGCUGAUUGCUGGGUGGGCGGUCGAGCUUCCCACAGGGCUCACUGGUGUCUUUCUCUUUGCGAGCACCACCUCCCACAGCUCAAAUGCGCUGUUGGGAUGGAACUGCGGGUACGCCUUUGCAAGUAACAUCAUGUAUGGUGUCUUGUAUGCUAUAUCGCCUGAGGUGUUCCCUGCGAAAGACCGAGGUACAGGUAACGGCCUGACAGCCACUGCGACUCGCGUCUUCGGGAUCAUAGUCAUGAUAGCGAUGUACGCCAACCUCGAGACAGCGGCGCCCGUGUAUGUUUCGGGCGCCUGAUCAUAGGCAGCGGAGCUCUGGUGCUCCUUCUACCCUAUGAACCUAGGGGGCGGACGUCCAGCUGAGCUAAUCCGUGGAAAGGUAGGUAUGUUAGACUGGUUUGGUACGAGUAGUCACUUCGUGAUAAAAGCAAUGGUUCUUCUUGGUGCUGUAGCCGUACUUCUUGUUGUUUUUGUAGAAUGGUAUAGGCUCAAUGUUAUGACUGUAAUGAGCUCCCCUCCUCA
This is a messenger RNA of Fomitopsis serialis, 1917 nucleotides long. Its product is annotated as major facilitator superfamily domain-containing protein. The coding region runs from base 260 to 1693 and encodes 477 amino acids. Gene Ontology annotation, biological process: transmembrane transport. Gene Ontology annotation, molecular function: transmembrane transporter activity. The transcript has 13 exons. Lineage: Eukaryota; Fungi; Basidiomycota; Agaricomycetes; Polyporales; Fomitopsidaceae. The record is from RefSeq and is a predicted model, not a curated record. Gene Ontology annotation, cellular component: membrane.